AUGCCAUCAUCUCUGUUCGACAAGCCGCGUUGUGUCGUAGCAGAAGAACUUGUGAAAGACAUGGCCAACCGCCCUAAGUGUCACUUGACCGAAAACCUCUUAGUCCUGCUGUCUUACACUGCAACGAUAGUAGCAGUGUGUACUCUGCCGCAGCCAGUGCAUGCUUCAGCACCAAUUUUUGCUGUAAACAAACUAUGCAUUGGUCCCAACUACAUUGUACAGGCAUGUUUCAGUGGCAGUAUAUCCCUAGUAGCUGUCCCUGGUGCGAAGAACAAGAACGCAAGGGCGCUCCUCCUUAACAGUCAAGACCUAUCUGGGCCACUUCCCACGGGCCUCGGUUUCUCCAACUUGAGCUACCUCGCUCUCGCCAACAACAAACUCACCGGGCCAAUCCCACCAUCGAUCGGACACCUGCACGACUCCGUCCUCGAGGUAGUACUCCUGAACAACCAGCUCUCCGGCUGCCUCCCCCAUGAGCUCGGCAUGCUCACCAAGGCAUCCGUGAUCGACGCCGGCAUGAACCAGCUCACCGGCCCAAUCCCUACUUCAUUUUCUUGCCUUAGCAGAGUCGAGCAGCUCAACCUGGCUGGGAAUCGCCUUUAUGGACGUGUUCCGGAUGCUCUCUGCAAGCUCGCUGGACCAGCAGGCCGCCUCGCCAACCUCACGCUGCGUGGCAACUACUUCACCUCGGUCGGCCCGGCGUGCGCAGCACUAAUCAAAGACGGUGUGCUGGAUGUGAGGAACAACUGCAUUCCUGGCUUUUACAAACAGAGGCGGCCGGCGGAGUGCGUGGCAUUCCAGAGUCAUCGAAAAAAGUGCCCGGAGAUGAGCACACAAGUUUUAUGCCCUGCCGCAGCUGCCAUGAAUGCGGCAACGCUUGGGAAGAGGAGGGCAAGGGACUACUCCAGCUACGUGACGUACGCUACUCUGCAUGAGUGA
Molecule: messenger RNA, 939 nt
Organism: Miscanthus lutarioriparius
Lineage: Eukaryota; Viridiplantae; Streptophyta; Magnoliopsida; Poales; Poaceae
Source: the annotation of a GenBank genome assembly